GACAAUUUGAAUUCACCGUUUCUAUCCCAAGCUACCGGACAGCCCACGUCCUCUUGUAUGUGGUCAUGCAUCCGACGUGUACCCUAUGCUUUCACGUUACAGCUCGCCCGACUGCGUGAUUCUGCAUCGAAGGCGUCUUUCAGGCGGACAAGGUCGCAGCAUCUUUCGGGAUACCUGGAAGUGAUGCCCGUCCAUCCGACCCGUCAAUUCGGCCCAAUCAUUAGCAUUCUCCGUACAAUUCAGAGGUUGUGUUUUCGUCGUCUGUUAUCGCGUUACCGCAAGCGCCAUGUCCACACAGAAGAUGCGGGUUGGCUUGGGUUUCGCCUCUUGAGCCGUCUUCUUAUUUCUUGCACCACCAAAACAUUUCACCCAGGCCUUGUGCACCCCAACAAGUCGAAUGACUCUUUGCUCCAGGGUCCACCGUUAGCCCUAGAAAACCCGGAGAGCUUGUUUGAAGUCUCUCUCUUUGCCUGGGUACUUUCCAAGUUGAGCUUUGCUUCCGGUUUCUUAGCCCUUCUACCAUCAUGCCUAGUGGCAGUGAGGUCUGGAAUGGCAGGCAACACGGGUUCCGGAACGGAUCCAGCUGCGUCGGAUUUUUGGGCCGCCUUACGUCCUCUCGUUGCCGGGUUGGCCAGACGCGCCGCUGCUUCAGGCUCCGUUUCCACUUCUCUGGCAUUGUUGACUUCCUUCGCAGACCGGUCUUCCGAAUCGCUCUCCGGGGGCCCGGUGAGCCCUUUUUGUGCAGACGUCGCCGUAGCGGCACAGCUUUUAGCGGAUCCUCGAGAUUUUCGUUUGGUCAAGGAACCGAUGAUCUCCUUGCUCUUCACGCUCCUUCGCCCAAGAGAAGCCAACCGCGGUCCAGACUGGGUAGUCAUCGCUUCCACCUCCCUAUGCGGCCCAGGGCUAGACUGUCUCCUACGCAUCCAGAGCUUAGGUACACUCGACGGCAUGGGUUUAUCUGACGAUUGAUCGUCUUCGUU
This is a messenger RNA of Colletotrichum destructivum, 980 nucleotides long. RefSeq lists its product as uncharacterized. The transcript is spliced from 2 exons. Bases 58 to 969 code for a protein of 303 amino acids. NCBI's taxonomy places the organism in Eukaryota, Fungi, Ascomycota, Sordariomycetes, Glomerellales, Glomerellaceae. The record is from RefSeq and is a predicted model, not a curated record.